AAAUCCACGCUCGCCGCUAUAUACGCCACAGGCCGUUUUCACUAAACCGCGGCGCAGCACUACAGAGAGACCCAGCCAGCGUGAUGUCGUGGGUCCCAAUGAGGUGCGGAGACGGCAAACUCUGCGGCGACGGCGGCGCGGAGUACCCGUGCGUGAGGCGGUUCCGGCACCGGCGGCUCAUCGCCUUCCUCUGGAUGUACGGCUUCGAAGCCACCGUCGAAUCGAUGCUCGGCGAGUCGGACGCCAUCUGCAGCCCACGCCGCCUGCAACAGCUCGUGCACCGACAGCAGUGGCGCGACGCCCGCAGCUACCUCUGCCGCUUCCUGCCGCCGCCGGUGGGCACCGAACGGCUCAGCGUCGAGGCCCAUGUCCUUCACUGCUUCCUCGGCGUGCACACGGUCUUGGCCAGCAUCGUCGCCGGCGUAAAGGAAGACCCCGCCUACAGCCAGUACCUCAGCCACGACAGGACCGUCAGCUACGGCGCUGUCAGGAUCCGCUCCAUCAUUCUCAGCAUUCUCUGCGCACGGCAACAAGUGAGGACUUCGAUUGACUGGGAAUGCGUGAGGUACAAGGCGGCGGAUAUUAUCUAUGACUUGGUUUCUCGGACUCCGGAGCUCAAAGAUCUCAUCUUAAUGCCGGGCAACCGAAUGAAGCCACACAAUGUUCUUCCCAUUGGGUUCGGUUUCCGCGGGAGGCGUCACUUAAAGAAACGGACCCGCCGGGCAAGAGCAUCUGCUCUUGCCAAGGUCUAUAUUGGCCGACAGAGGAGUCUACCAGCUAUAUCGGAUCCCUCUCAGGAAUCUUAUGAUGAACUGACCGUGUCCAAGGCACUGGAUUGGGUGGCAGAUAUUGUUGAUGAAUGUUUGAAAGCUGGUAGGCGUCCAGAGUCUCAUCCAGUUCGUUAACUUCAGACAAGUGGAAUGGAAGGUAAAUUCAGAGUUUUUUCAUCCACAAAAAGCUGCUUCAGAAAAAAUUCAUUGUGUAAACUUAAUAUCUUGAUUUUUCAUGGGUUAUAUUAUUCGUUGAAUCCAUUUUGGUAGAACUCCGUAGUAAAAUGAUGCCAAUCAACUUUCAGUUGCUCUUUCCAUUUCUACUUCAGUCUUGGAUUUACAUGUUUUAUUUUUUUGACAUGGUGGCCCUCAUGCUUUGCAGAAAAAAACAAACACAUAUACCAUGCAAAAUGAGAGCGAACUAUUAGCUUUGUUAUGCUGUGACUAAGUUCAUCAUUAUUGUUA
This is a messenger RNA of Panicum virgatum (switchgrass), 1235 nucleotides long. RefSeq lists its product as uncharacterized. Lineage: Eukaryota; Viridiplantae; Streptophyta; Magnoliopsida; Poales; Poaceae. The record is from RefSeq and is a predicted model, not a curated record. The transcript is spliced from 7 exons. Bases 84 to 905 code for a protein of 273 amino acids.